Molecule: messenger RNA, 1413 nt
Organism: Cylindrotheca closterium
Lineage: Eukaryota; Bacillariophyta; Bacillariophyceae; Bacillariales; Bacillariaceae
Source: the annotation of a GenBank genome assembly
AUGGCUCCGCGUGACGACGACGAAUUUGUCGAUGUGGAAUUUGAAAAGGUGGUAUCUCCUUCCGAUACUGGUGGGACUGGUGAUAGUACGAAUGCUGGCAUUCCGGAUGAUUUGUUCAAGAAUGUCGUCGAAGAAAUGGGGGGAAAUGGGGGUGCUGCUGGUACUGGUGAAUUCAAAGUCGAAGACAUGGGCACGCAAACCUUUUCCAAUUUUGACUUUUCGCAACUGGAAGGAUUUGAUGGCAGGGAUCGGGAACGUCCUUCCAUUCCAAAAGAAAUCCUUGAAGCUAUGGAACGGGAAGCCAUGGAACGUGACGCCAUGGAAGUGGACAGCGAAGAAGUUUCAGAGCCCGUCGCGUCCAAGGACAAGACAACAACAGCAGAACAACAAGAAAGGUACUUGGAACCUCCCAAGACAUUGAUGGACUGGUCCUUGGAUUCAGGAGAUCCUCGUUGGAAGGAAACUCGAAUCCCCUGGUGUCGUGGUAUGGAGUACAUUGAUGGAAAGUUGGCCUUUUUGACCGAAAUUGAUGGUGAAACCUAUGGAAUUGGUAUGCCCUUUGAUCAUGCGGUGGCCAUUAUCCAACUGACCCCCAAGGAGGAGGGCAAGACUCUCGAGGAUGACAAAGGUGCGAGCGUGCGGUAUAUCAAUCCCGACAAGUACGAAGAGGAAGAGGAUUCUCAAGAAUUGAUGGAAAUCAUGGCCAAAGAAGUCCAAGAGAAGUUGGGGGAAGAUUUGAUUCUGCGCAAGACACCAAAGGUCUUGACCAUCUCUGGAGAUCUAGGCAAAUACACUGACAACUGGGAAAUGAAUUUGAUGGACGAACCUACACCAGUCAAGGACUUGAUGGAUGGGAUGGACGACUUUGUCAAUAGCGUCUUUCGGGAGGAAAAGAAAACAGGCGAUACAGUAGAUGAAUUCGAUAUUGCAGAAGACAAGGAAAUGGCCGAGUUCUUGUCGUUCAUGCGCAGUGAGUUGGGAGACGAAGAAUUUGAAAAAACCAUGAACGAAGAAAUGUCGGAAGAAGAUAAGGAGCUGGCCAAACUGUUUAACUUUGAGCUCGACGAGACGGACUUUGCUGAGAACCUGGAAGAGGAGACGAAAAAUCUUAAGGAGGAGGCCCUCUCUUUUCAUCCAGAUAGCGAUGGUGUAGCUCUCAAAUUGAUUGGCUUUGAAUUCGGUGAUCGCAGCAAAUCGUUUCAAUUGGUGAAACUGUUGCAACCCUUUCCACUGGUGGGAAAGAAAAUUCAAGAGUCGGUAGAAAGUGGCUUUCGAUUUGAAUUGUUAACGCCACAAGAAGAAGAAGUUCUCAUCCCUAAAUUGCAGGCAGCCUGUCAAGAAGACUUGAAGAAAGCAGGUUUGUCACUCGAGAAGGACGACAUUCAAGCGACUACAACGACAAAAUCGCCUUAA